This is a messenger RNA of Pipistrellus nathusii (Nathusius's pipistrelle), 4005 nucleotides long. The record is from the annotation of a GenBank genome assembly. NCBI's taxonomy places the organism in Eukaryota, Metazoa, Chordata, Mammalia, Chiroptera, Vespertilionidae.
AUGAGUUUAAACACUUCAAGUAAUGCUUCUGUUGAUACCCAAAGGUUGAAGAAUGUCUCACCUGAUAUAAAACAAAUGUUUAACAGUGAAGCAGAAUUGGAUAUUACAACUGAUUUCAGAAAGAAACUCCAUCGGGCUAAGAGAGAAAAAUUGGAAAUAACAACUAAGCACAAUGCAGAGCUGGCAAGCCUCGAGAGCCAAAUUGCCAAGCUACGCUCUGAAGUUGAAAAAGGAGAAGCAUUGCGACAAAGUUUGGAAUAUGAUCUGGCUGUUGCUAGAAAGGAAGCUGGUCUGGGAAGACGGGCUGCUGAAGAAAGGUUAGCUGAGGCACAUAAGAUCCAAGAAAAACUCUGUGCUCAGAAUACAGAACUUCAAGGAAGGGCAAAAGAGAUUGAGAAUGCAUUUCAGAUUUCCCAGCAGAAAUGGAACGAAGAAUGCAGAAGAUUUGAACAUGAUUUGGAAGAAAGAGACAAUAUAAUUCAAAAUUGCAAUCAAGAAUAUGAUUUACUUUUGAAAGAAAAGAGCAUACUAGAGAAAACACUGCAGGAAGCAUUGGAGAAACAUCUGCAGGAGAAGAAUGAAAUGGACUCUCAAAUCAGGGAGACAGCCUUGGAGGAGUUUAGAUUACAAGCAGAACAAUGGGAAGCAGAGAGAAGAGAGUUACAAUUUAUAGUCCAGGAGCAAGAUAGUGCUGUACAAAGUAUGCACAAGAAAGUAGAAAAAUUAGAAACCGAACACAUGGAUUGCUCUGACCUUUUACGGCGACAAACAAGUGAACUUGAACUUAGCACCCAACGAGAGGAACGUCUUCGAAAAGAAUUUGAGGCAACUACACUAAGAGUGAGGAAAUUAGAAGAAAAUAUUGAAGCAGAAAGAGCAGCACAUUUGGAAUCAAAAUUUAAUUCUGAAAUUAUUCAGUUGCGGAUUCGAGACCUUGAAGGAGCUUUGCAGGUAGAAAAGGCCAGCCAGGCAGAAGCUGUUGCUGAUUUGGAAAUGAUCAAGAAUGAAUUCAAAGAAGUUGAAAGUGCAUAUGAGCGAGAAAAGCAUAAUGCACAAGAGAGCUUUGCAAAACUAAGUUUAGUAGAAAGAGAGUAUUUUUCCAAAAACAAGAAACUAAAUGAAGAGAUUGAGGAGCAGAGGAAAGUAAUUACAGAUCUUUCAAAGAGACUCCAGUAUAAUGAAAAAAGUUGCAGUGAAUUACAGGAAGAACUUGUAAUGGCUAAGAAGCACCAGGCAUUCCUCGUAGAGACAUGUGAAAAUAACGUGAAAGAAUUGGAAUCAAUCUUGGACAGCUUUACUGUGUCGGGCCAGUGUACAUCAGGCGUCCACAAAGACAAAGCUAAACCUCCCAGCUUCUCUGUUGUCCUUGAGACUCUGAGGCGUACCUUGACAGAUUACCAGAACAAGCUGGAAGAUACAUCUAAUGAGCUAAACAGUGUGAAUGACGCCAAGGAAAAGACAUCUACUGAACUUGAUUCUACCAAACAGAAGAUAGAAUCUCACACUAAAAAUAUAAAGGACCUUCAGGACAAACUGGCUGAUGCCAAUCAGGAGUUGAGUCAUUUACACAGUAAGUGUGCAGACAGAGAGGCUCUGGUCGGCACUUUAAAAGUGGAGCUACAGAACGUGCUACACUGCUGGGAGAAGGAGAAGGCACAAGUGGUCCAGUCCCAGUGUGAACUGCAGAAGCUUUCCCAGGCUUUCCACAAGGACUCCGAGGAGAAGCUAACCUUCCUUCACACCUUGUACCAGCACUUGAUAGCAGGCUGUGUGCUCAUAAAACAACCAGAAGGCAUGCUGGAUAAAUUCUCCUGGUCUGAGCUUUGUGCAGUCUUGCAGGAGAAUGUUGAUGCCCUGAUCGCAGACCUCAACAGGGCUAAUGAGAAGAUAAGUCAUCUGGAGUAUAUCUGUAAAAACAAGUCUGAUACGAUGAGAGAGCUUCAGCAGACCCAAGAGGACACCUUCAACAAAGUGGCUGAGCAGAUCAAGGCCCAGGAGGGCUGCUGGCAGAAGCAGAAGAAGGAGCUGGAGCUGCAGUACUCGGAGCUCCUCCUGGAGGUGCAGAAGAGGGCACAGAAAUUUCAAGAAAUUGCUGAAAAAAAUAUGGACAAAUUGAACCACAUUGAGAAGUCACACGAACAGUUGGUUCAUGAAAACUCUCGCAUCAAAAAUGUGUUAUCACAGACCCAAAAGGAACAAACAUCCUUGCUGGCAGCCUGUGCCCUGAUGGCUGGUGCCUUGUACCCUCUCUACAGCCGGUCGUGUGCCUUAUCUACACAGAGAGAUUUUCUCCAGGAUCAGGUCAACACCUUCGAGUUGUUCAAAUUGGAAAUUAGAACUCUAGCCCAGGCUUUGUCAGCUGUAGACGAAAAGAAGCAAGAGGAAGCCAAGAUGAAGAAAAAAACAUUCAAAGGAUUGAUACGUGUAUUCCGGAAAGGUGUUAUUGCAAUUUUGGCAGCAAACAGACUCAAGGUUUUGGGCCAAUCGUGUGCUUCUCUUUUUACCUGGAUGGAGAGUUUUAAAGACGGCAUAGGCAUGUUGGUGUGUACAGGAGAACCCAAAGACAAGCAUAAAUUUCCAAAACAUCAAAAGGAGCAGUUACGCUGUUUGCAAGCGCUUAGCUGGCUCACCAGUUCUGACCUUCUUGCUGCCAUAAUCACUUCCAUGGCUGAGUUACAGGAAGUCAUUAGUAAAACAGAUCCAAAUUCUAGAAUUUGUGGACAUUUACUUAUAGGUGCAGCCAAGAAUUCUUUUGCAAAACUCAUGGAUAAAAUUAGUUUGGCAAUGGAGAGCUUACCUUCGCACUGUAGCAGCAGGAGUAUUACACACGUGGAAAAGGAUUCCCUGGUUCAGAGGUUGGCCCGAGGACUUCAUAAAGUGAACACGCUGGCCCUGAAAUACGGACUGCAGGCCCAUGUGCCCAUUUUGAAAAGCACAGCAUCGCUACAGAAGCAAAUCUUUGGAUUUACACAAAGGCUGCACGCGGCGGAAGUGGAGCGCCGCUCACUGCGCUUAGAGGUCACAGAAUUCAAACGAAACGUGAAUGAGAUGAAAAAGGAGCUUGACAAAGCCCAGGGUCUCCAAAUGCAAUUAAAUGAAUUUAAGCAUUCUAAAUUGAUCACCCAUGAGAAGUUUGAAAGUGCAUGUGAAGAACUGAAUAAUGCAUUAUUUCGGGAACAGCAGGCACAAAUGCUCUUGAAUGAACAGGCACAGCAACUGCAGGAGUUGAAUUAUAGACUUGAAUUGCAUUCCAGUGAGGAAGCUGACAAAAACCAAACUCUGGGAGAAGCUGUUAAGAGUCUCUCCGAGGCAAAGAUGGAGCUGAGAAGAAAAGAUCAAUCUCUGCGUCAGCUCAAUAGACAUCUUACCCAGCUGGAGCAGGACAAGCGUCGACUGGAGGAGAACAUCCACGAUGCCGAGAGUGCCCUCCGCAUGGCAGCCAAAGACAAAGAUUGUGUUGCCAAUCAUAUGAGAACAGUAGAAAAUAUGCUUCAUAAGGUCAGAGAUCAGAUCUCGCUGUCACGGACUGCGGCAAGUAGGAAUGACUUCACCCUGCAGCUCCCCAAACUGCACCUGGAGACCUUUGCGAUGGAGGGGCUCAAGGGCGGGCCAGAGGUUGUAGCGUGCCAGGCUAUGAUUAAAAGCUUCAUGGAUGUCUAUCAGCUUGCAAGCACCAGAAUUGCAACCUUAGAGAAAGAAAUGACAUCUCAUCGAAGUCACAUUGCAACCUUGAAAUCAGAACUUCACACAGCUUGUUUACGUGAAAAUGAAAGUUUACAAUCAGCAGGAUCACGAGACCAUUCAAAUAUCUCAAUUCAUUCAAGAGCUGCUCUUCCUGCUGACACAAUUGGUGCUGCGGAGUUUUUGCCAUUGAAAGCUGAACUUGAUACAACUUACACUUUCUUAAAGGAGACAUUUAUAAAUUCUGCACCCAUGACAGCAUCUCACUCCUCUCCAGUAACUUCAUCUGCUAACGCCAAAAGACCAACUCAGAUUGGAUUAUGA